Messenger RNA from Physcomitrium patens, 1656 nucleotides. RefSeq lists its product as uncharacterized. The record is from RefSeq and is a predicted model, not a curated record. Lineage: Eukaryota; Viridiplantae; Streptophyta; Bryopsida; Funariales; Funariaceae.
UGAUGCAAAAUGAAGAAGAAGACGAGAAAGGUCUAUUACGUGCACAACUUCGAGUGCUGUGGCUUACAUGCAACACGGUUCUUACCAUCUUCUGCGUGAUCACAGCAUUUUGUGGAAAAGUCAAAAAGCCUGGCUACAACGAAUUUUUUUUUCUUAUUCUGGCAUCAGUGACUGAGGAGAGCGAGAGAAAAUAAAAAGCGGCGGGGCUUUCCUAGUGCGGCAACCUAGUUCGGGAACCUUCAGUAUAAGGGUCGCGGAUUUCAGCUUCUAGGAUUCCGUGAGAACCAUGUGAGACGAUGGGAUCUUACGCCAGGAUCAUUGCAGGGCGCUUGCUUCAUGUGGAGAUGGUGUUUGUGGGACUGUUGCUUCGACUUGCAGUAUUUCUUUCGGUUUUCCCUGGCGCAUAUGUCGAUGGAGCAACCCGUGAAUUUGGGGAUGGUAGACCUCUACCGCUCUCUGCGUGCGAAUGGCACCAAGGGACCCUGCUUACAAACACUUCUACAGGGCCUGUCGAAUCUAUUGAAGACUGCAGAUUCGUAGUUCGCGAUCCAGAGUUUUUGGAUAUCCUGGGCUCGUCACCGAAGCUUGUUGAGCUUGUAAAGACGGACGCUCACGAGGGUGGUGCAUGGUACCCCGACAAAGACGAAUUCUAUUUCUCAUCUAACAAGUUGACAAGUUCCACUGGCCAGAUAAAAACAGAUCUCAAGAAGGUGAAUCUGAGGACAAGAAACGUGACAAACUUGAGCGCGCCGGAAAACAAUACUCCGAACGGAAUGGUGCUUGACAACGAUGGUAAUCUGGUGGUAUGCCAGCAGGGGUCGUUGAACCAGGGAGGUUUCAUUCAACGGAUCAACCUGAAGACAAUGAAGAAUACGGUUGUAGCAGACAACUGGUUCGGGGUGCCGUUCAACAGUCCGAACGAUGCUGUUGUGAAGCGAGACGGGUCCAUUUGGUUCACGGAUCCCAGCUAUGGCAGCGUGCAGGGAUUCCGAAGCACGCCCAAGGUGAAUAACCAGGUUUACAGGAUUAGCAACAUCGGCGUGGUGGAUGCAGUUGCGGAUGGUUUUACACAGCCCAACGGACUGGCGUUCUCCCACGACGAGAAGCAUCUCUAUGUCACCGACACCGGAUUUGCUGUCGGAGUUCAGGGGAAGUAUGAUGCGACGAAGCCUCACUCAAUCACCGUCUUCGAUGUGGGUGUAGAUGGGUUUCUGACCAAUCGGCGCCUGUUUGCCUCCGUUGGGGUUUAUGAUGGAAGUUACCCCGGACUUGGUGUCCCAGAUGGUAUCAAGGUCGACACUCAGGAGCGUGUUUAUGUCAGCACUGUGGAUGGGGUUCAAGUGUUUAAUCAGUUGGGGAAGCCACUGGGUCUAAUCCGGCAACCUAGUGUAUCAAACAUGGGAUUUGCUGGAAGGAACCUCGACACUUUAUACAUUCUCAACGACACAACGAUCUCCUAUGUCCAGCUGCAGGUUAGAGCUGCGGGACUCAAAUACGCAGGAUCAUCGCAUUGACACUUCAUCAGUCAGGAGAAAGUUUUUCUUCUCGAUAGCUUGAAUUGUAGCUGUAGGAUAUAAGCUAUUUUAUUCAAUGCUGUCUAUGGAGGUCAAAUGCGCUUGAAGUGCACACUUAAUGAGAAUCUACCCCAUUGCUCUA